GUGCGUCCGGGCGGCUGCUGCAAGUGCCACUCAGCGGGUUCCAGCCUCUUUGCUGCACAGACUACAGCGGUGAUGGCGGGCAGACAGUUCGGCUGGAGCCGGGUGGCUCUUCUCCAGCUCUUCCUUGGUGUUAACCUGAUGGUGAUGCCACCUACCCAGGCCCGGCGUCUGCGUUUCGUUACCUUGCUGUACCGACAUGGAGACCGUUCGCCAGUGAAGACAUACCCCAAGGACCCCUAUCAGGAAGACGAAUGGCCCCAGGGAUUUGGUCAGCUAACCAAGGAGGGGAUGCUACAGCACUGGGAGCUGGGCCAGGCUCUGCGACAGCGCUACCAUGACUUCCUCAACACCUCUUACCACCGGCAAGAGGUUUAUGUGCGAAGUACAGACUUUGACCGGACUCUCAUGAGUGCUGAGGCCAACCUGGCUGGACUCUUCCCUCCCGACGGGAUGCAGCGCUUUAACCCAAACAUCUCUUGGCAGCCUAUCCCCGUCCACACUGUGCCCAUUGCUGAGGACAGGCUGCUGAAGUUCCCAUUGGGCCCAUGUCCCCGUUUUGAACAGCUGCAGAACGAGACCCGGCGGACACCGGAGUAUCAGAAUGAGAGUAUUCAGAAUGCACAAUUUCUGGAUAUGGUGGCCAACGAGACAGGGCUUACGGACCUGACACUGGAGACCAUCUGGAAUGUCUACGACACACUUUUCUGUGAGCAGACACACGGGCUGGUCCUGCCGCCCUGGGCCUCGCCCCAAACCAUGCAGCGUCUGAGCCGGCUAAAGGACUUCAGCUUCCGCUUCCUCUUCGGGAUCUACGAGCAGGCAGAGAAGGCCCGGCUGCAGGGGGGAGUCCUGCUGGCUCAGAUACGGAAGAACCUGACCCUGAUGGCAACCACCUCCCAGCUCCCUAAGCUGCUGGUCUACUCUGCGCACGACACCACCCUGGUUGCUCUGCAAAUGGCGUUGGAUGUCUACAAUGGUGAACAAGCCCCCUAUGCGUCCUGCCACAUAUUUGAACUGUACCAGGAAGAUACUGGGAAUUUCUCAGUGGAAAUGUACUUUCGAAAUGAGAGUAACAAGGCCCCCUGGCCGCUGAUCCUGCCUGGCUGCCCUCACCGCUGCCCGCUGCAGGACUUCCUUCGCCUCACAGAGCCUGUUGUGCCCAAGGAUUGGCAGCAGGAGUGCCGGCUGGCAAGCAGUCCUGCAGACACAGCUUCCUCCUGGCUCCAAAUGAGAAUGUGAUAACCUAGGAGGAGUGAGACCAGUCUGACUCGCACCAUCCAUUAUCAGCCUCUGAAAACUUGGGGCUGGUGUGGGGAACCUAGGACUUGGUAAGGAGAUACCAGGAAACUGGGCAGCAGCCAGGCAUUGCUGUGACCAAGACAAAGCAAGAGGGAUGGAGGGCCUAGGCCAAAGAGCCCGCUGUCCCCUGGUCAUCAUCUUUACUGACUAUGACCCUGGGGUGAAUGGAGCAGCACUAAGCUGAGGUUAACCUGCCCUGAACCUUGGGGAGUAGGGUGGGCUUUACCAGCCUGAGAUUCACUCACCCAUCACAGAGGCCAGUGUGUCCCCCAUGGGAUUGAACUCAUUGAGCUGCAGAGACAAGGGGAUAAGCAUGAGGAGGGAAUGAGGGUACUGGGAGAAGGGCACAUAAGGAUUAAUUUCUGGUCAUUUUUGAUCCAAUAAGGUAAGGUGAAUCCCUGCUUCCUCCCAUUAUUAUUUGAGGGCCCAAGCCUCACCGACAUGAUACCAGAAGAUUCUGGGUCAUACAGCUGAUACAUCAUCUUUCCUGAGCUUCCAUCAAACACAUCGAUCGUCCUUAAUUCAUGGGAGGUACAACUUUUGAAAUUAGGAUCUGGGUAUCGGCCCACGACAAUGAGGUUGUACCGAGGAUGCCAGGUUGCCUAGGAGAUGGAGAGGCAGGUCACAAGAGUAAACGCAGAACACUGUCAAGAGGGACAUCAAAAGUAUCUUUGCCACUAACAACACUUGUUCAUACAACUGCCAACAAUUUAAUAAUGGAGAUAAGACCUACAUGAAACAACAGGAAUGGUUUUCAAGUGCGUGCGCAUCUACCGUUGCAAAUUUAAAAUCCCCAGCUGGCCUCCCUGACCCUUAGGACACCUUCAGGCCUUCUCUCUCCUUUGCAUUUCCUGAGAUCAUACCAACUGAUAAAUGUUUUAACAUCAGCCCGACCCAGACAUGAACCAAAGAGGUAAGCCUACAAAGCGAAAAGCCUCCGGUAAGCAAAACCAAAUAGGACCUAAUAAGUUCUGAAGUAAUCCCACUACUCUCCCUCCUCCAUCAAUGUCAAUGAGUUGAGUAGAAAAUGGCUAGUGACUGAAGAAGGGGAGGACACCUGUGUUCCUCAGAUCACCCUGCUCAAAACAGAUCUGGCAGCUGUUGGAAUGACAGAACUUGAUGGGAUUUUCCCAAGAAAGCUUUUCAAGGAAGUUCUGAAGGAGAAAAGACAUGGUUAGCAGGAAGGAAGAAGUGCUACCGGCAGUGGCUUGGAAAUAAGUCACAAACAAGUCACACCUGGGAUGCUGUUGGUUGGGCUGGCUGGAUACCAAGUGGGAGAUAAGGAAGGAAGGAUCCAUGGGGAACACCAACUGCUAAAGGACCCUGAUGUUACUGAGAGCUUGGAUUUGAUCUGAGGUACGUGGGGGCCACUCUACUACCAAGUCAUCACUGUUUACUGAGUACUUACUAGGCGCUAAGCAUGUUGCCACGUGCUUUAAGUAUAAGGAUUUAUCCUCACAACAACCUUGUCAGGCAGAUACCAUUAUUCGCUUUUUAUAGACCAGGAAACUGGGAUCCAAAAUUUGAGUAAUUUGCUCAAGGAUUCUAACCCCGGGGGUGUCCGCCUGCCUGAACUAUGCUAUACUGACUAGAGAAGUACAGGCAUGAGAUCUGGAGGUCUGAAGAGGGGCUGUGGUUCUAGGAAAGAAUAUAUACUAGUAAAGCAGAAGGACUGGCAGAGUUCAGACUGCUUGGGGCAUGAGCAGGAAAGAAUCACAGGACUUGAAGACUGUAAGCCUUAGGGACUGAGGCCAGAGAAGCCGCUAAUGAGGGCUAAGAUUAGCUUGCAGAUCAGCUGCACACACAGGUAACUGAAACUAAGGGCAGAACCGAGGGUUAGGAUCUCAGAAAGUGCCCACAGUGAGAUCUGGGCUGCGUGGAAAAAACUCAGGGAAAUAAGCUUAUCAAAGAGACAUGAAGAAAACUCAGCAAAAUGGGAUCACAGAGCUGGACAAAAGGUGCAGAGAGAGCCAGAGAAUAAGAGAUUGCUUUGUGUCAGCACAGGAAGAGGUCUAGCAUUGAAGGCUUCUGUAUCUGCCCCCUUCUCCCCACCCUGGUAGACCUGAUCCAUCCCACGAUCACAGCUUCCUUCCCUCCAUUACUUACCUUGAUGGGUGUCAGGUGCUGGAAGUGGCGAUGAGGGUGUGGGAUCAAGCUUGGGGGGCAGUCCCACUGGGAGGCAGAGUAAACACGGAUCUCACUCUUCUGGUCAGUGGUCAGGAGCUGGGCACCGUCGGGACUGAAAUGAGCUGGCAAAGUGAAAAGCCCCUGAGCUCAGGGAACCACGGGCCCCCUGUUGUCCUGGCCCUCACAGGCCUCUUGCAGGGGCACCCUCCCUCCCUCUCCUUUCUAGAGACAGGUGGAAGGGAGGUGAAUCUGGGCUGCGAACAAAAACAUCCUAGAGGCUCAGCAGCUGAUACGAGCAGCUAGAGUCAGAAAGGCUUCAGGACUUCAGCUUGGCCGAUGCUAUCAGGGGUAUAAAGGUUUGGCCUAGUGGCUUCUACACUUUGAGGGAAAACCCCUGAAGCGGUCGGGUCAGCAGGGUCUGCAGGAAGGACGAGGUCUGGUAUAUCACACCUGCGUUGACGGGAUGCCUGUGCAGCAGCGAGUAGAGGAAGCUGGAUUUCCCUCUAACCUGGCGCAGGUCCCAGAUUUUCACUGUUUGAUCUACGGAGGCUGUGGCCAGGAACCAAUCACAGCACGGGUUCAGGGCCACGUGGGUCACUUUCUUUUUGUGCAUUCUCAGAUUCCAAAGCUGCAGAGAAGAGCUCGGUUCAGGUGGGGGGUGCAGAACCGAGCUGGGGGUCAGGGAGGGAAGGGGAGGACCUAGGCUCCAGAGAACGCACCUCCCUGCCGUCCAUGUUCAGCAGGAUCACGUUCCCCACGUUAUCUCCUGUGACCACCACUCGGCUUCUGACAGACACAUCCAGGCUGCAAAACCAGAAGCUGGAGGGAGAGACUGUGCUGUAAGAUUCUUGGGGACAGAGGCAAGUUCCAUUUAUUCACUGUUGCAGCUCACGUAUAUUAGACAGUCAAUAAAUAUUUGUUGAA
Messenger RNA from Orcinus orca (killer whale), 4350 nucleotides. It is a transcript of the gene ACP2, whose product is annotated as acid phosphatase 2, lysosomal. Gene Ontology annotation, cellular component: lysosome. The record is from RefSeq and is a predicted model, not a curated record. NCBI's taxonomy places the organism in Eukaryota, Metazoa, Chordata, Mammalia, Artiodactyla, Delphinidae. Gene Ontology annotation, biological process: dephosphorylation; lysosome organization. The transcript is spliced from 11 exons. Gene Ontology annotation, molecular function: acid phosphatase activity. The coding region runs from base 73 to 1239 and encodes 388 amino acids.